AUGGCUAAGAAACGAACAACAAAAGAACAGUUUGAAAUUUAUGUGCGCACUUUGGAAAAUAAUAAAUUAUUCGUGACUGGCAGGUUAAAGCCAGGUAUGAACCCUGAAAUCCUACAAGAACUUUGGACGUCUCUCGUUGAUGAAUUAAAUUCUUGUGGGAGUGGACCUGUAAGAACGGUGGAAGGCUGGAAAAAGGUUUUUACUGAAUGGAAGUCUCUUGUCAAAAAAAGAGCUCGAGAAGGAAAAUUACUCUCUGAAGUGGAAAAAAGAUAUCUGGAAGCUACAGGUGUUGUGGCUGUGUCAGGAAUUACAUCGGUACAAGAACUAGGUGUUGAAGACACCGAAGCACCGAUUAAUGCAGAUGACGAUGUAGUAAUAACUCUGACAGGGCACCAGGAAACCCAUAUUGAAAUGUGUGAUGAUGAUUUUGAGGAUGUUGAUGAUCCAUCCUCUACUCCUAAGGUUCAGGGGAACAUAAAAAGAGCUACCCCAAAGACCACAAAGAGUAAGAAAUAA
Messenger RNA from Photinus pyralis (common eastern firefly), 516 nucleotides. RefSeq lists its product as uncharacterized. The transcript has 3 exons. NCBI's taxonomy places the organism in Eukaryota, Metazoa, Arthropoda, Insecta, Coleoptera, Lampyridae. The record is from RefSeq and is a predicted model, not a curated record. Bases 1 to 516 code for a protein of 171 amino acids.